Messenger RNA from Drosophila virilis, 2297 nucleotides. RefSeq lists its product as uncharacterized. NCBI's taxonomy places the organism in Eukaryota, Metazoa, Arthropoda, Insecta, Diptera, Drosophilidae. The record is from RefSeq and is a predicted model, not a curated record.
CCUGAAUAUAUCUCAAAAUUUUCGUUUUAUUGUAGAAAAUCUUUUAACUGAUUUUAUACGUUUUUAUUUCUUGGACUAUUUUUAAUUUUUAUCAAAUUGAGUUACCCCAGAAUGCGCAAACAACAUAUGGACCACAUCACUCCCUACGAUGUCAGGCAAAUUCAAAACUGCAAGACAUUUGCAUUUCGUAAGGAUGAAUUAUAUCCCAGCAUUAUACCGCCAGUGUCAAAAUGGCUUUCUAACACGAUCAACGAUUCCGUCUGUGAACCAGUUGAACCUCGAGUAUUACAAAAAAUGCAACAAAGUCGAAACGAGACCCCCGAUGAUGGUCAGAACUCCACCGAAGAUAUGAUUCGAAAGCUCAAAUACAAGGAAGCAAACUUUCAGCAAUGGGAGAAUUAUCCCAGCAUCAGGCGUCCAAUAUCACCAUGUGGUCCUGAGUUGACAGAGAUGUUGGAUGGGGCUGUUGGGGACAAUGACAGUCAGCGGCUAUUUGGCAUGGAACAAGAUGAUAUCAUGGAGGUUUGGAGGCGAAGCCCGAAUAAGGAUACGUUGGGCUACUACGGCAUAGGCUUAGACGUUCACAAGCCGGAAGCUAUCGACUUUAAUCAGGUGAUUAAAAAAUGCCUAGAUAAGGUUAACCCCCAGCUGGCCAAGGAACAGUCCAAGACCAAAACUACGCAACUUACACCUAAAAGUAACGAGCAAGCGAAGGAACCUGAAGGAACAUUUGUACUAAAUCGUCAGAUGCUUAAGUCUAAAAUAAAUAAAAUAAUCCCUGAGCAUGAAACGCUUAGUGAUGCACUCGGCUGGGGGCAUUGCACCCGGUCAAUUGGUGACAACCAGCCGUUGUUUCAAAGUGAGCCGAAGAUCAGUGUCAACGCCGUCCUUGACAUUGAACGACCAUCCGCGAAGACAAAGUGUGAGUUAAGACGCAGACGCAGGCAUUGCCAAGACGAUAUUACCGCAAACCAAUGCACAGAAUUCGAACGGAAACGUGAUCCAAGUCCUUAUGAACUGGCGUACCAAAGGGAGAUGGAGCAGUUGGAGAAGGAAAUCGAAGCAGAGCCGAAGAAUUACGAUCAGCUGUACUCGCAACUAGUCACAUGCUUUGAAAAGAAUACCUACACAGAUCCUAUUUCUGAAGCUUACAAGUGCUGCCAGAAAUCUUCAGUGGUUCAGGAUGAGAACGAUGGCGCUGGUGCAUCCGGUGACGGUAGAGCUGGUCGAGUUGCAGGUCAUCGUUCUACUAAGACAGCUGAAAUCGGAGCGGGUGAUGGCACUGGCGGUGCAGGUGGGGGAGCAGGAGAUGGUGCAGGUGGAGGAGGAGAUGGUGCAGGUGCAGGUGGAGGAGGAGAUGGUGCAGGUGGAGCAGCAGGAGAUGGUGCAGGUGGAGGACCAGGAGAUGGUGCAAAUGGUGGAGCUGGAGAUGGUGCAAAUAGUGGAGCAGGAGAUGGUCCAGUUAAAGGGACUAAGCCAUCUAUAACUAAAGCUUUUAAACAGCCGAGAAAAUCGUCUAAAAAAUCAGGUCAAAACAAAGCUGAAAGAAAAAAAAAUGGCGCUCCUAUAAAAAAAAAAUUCGAGCUCCCUCGUAAUAAUUCCCAGUCUGGCAGUGGAACUAUUCCUUCUAUUUCGGUUGAUAAACCAAGCGGUCCAGAACUCUCCCGAGUGUCUUUGCAAACGAAAGAAGAUCGUCCGGGAACGAGAAUGCGCUUAAAGCGUAAAAAGGGCAGGAAAGCCAAAAGACUAAUCGCCCGUUCAGAAAAUGACAUUAAUGUACCGAUUAAGGAUUGCACUUGUGAAGUUUGCAAGUUUAUGGAUCGUCGAGAGAGUGAGCCAGAUUCCCCGCUCAUCCGCCAAAUGAAAGAUGAAGCAAAGCAACGUGAGCGCUGGGAAUACUAUCAUAGCCUUCGCCAGCAAAUGGAGUUCUGCGGGCCUGAAUAUCGUGCCCCUCAGCACAAGUGCGCUCCUAUAGCAUGUGACAAUAGCUUUUGCUAUAACCGCAAGUGGAGUGAGUUUCUUGAUCGUUUGACAGCAUUGCAAAAGCUGCAGAGGUUGAUCGGUCCCAGGUACGGAAAUAUGGAUCGUGAUGUUCUCGACAAGCUGGAGAUUCUCAGUAAUCGUAUACGCCAACAAAUGUGCGACUUUAUAACGAUGCAAAGGACCAAGCAAAAUAUUUGGCAUACAGGAUCUUUUAGUACAUUUUACAAUUGUUGACAACGUUAUUUUACAUUAAAAAUGUAUUUUAUAAGACUUCUUUUUGAUAAAAGCAACUUGACAUGCUAGGAUUUGGUAAU